ACUCACCCCACAACGCUUUGGGCUUUGCAAUGGCUUCGCGCCUCUUUCAUGUGGCAAGGCCCCUCGCCUUCGCCGCCGUGUUCCCUUUCGCACGGCGGGAGCCGAAAGGCCAAGAGGCAUGCAAAAGAAGAGGACAGAGGUGGUUCGCGCCGAUCCCAUGUGCACAUCGUAGCCUGUGGUGCGAAGAGCGGCCGAAGGUUGCCAUCGGGAUCGAUCUCGGGACGACCUACUCCUGUGUGGGCGUAUGGAAGGAUGGGGGCGUGCAGAUCAUCGAAAACUCCGAGGGCAAGCGCACGACCCCGUCCUUCGUAGCCUUCACGGAGGCCGAGCGCCUGGUCGGGGACGCCGCCAAGAGCCAAGGGGCGCGGAACCCCGGCAACACGGUCUAUGACGCGAAGCGGCUCAUCGGCCGGAAGUUCCAGGAUGCUCCGGUGCAGCAGGACAUGAAGCACUGGCCCUUCAAGGUGGUCCGUGGCAAGGAUGACAAGCCCCUGAUUGAGGUCACCUUCCAGGGGAAGACGAAGCAGUUUCAUCCUGAGGAGAUCUCCGCCAUGGUCCUUCAAAAGAUGAAGGAGACGGCAGAGGCGCACUUGGGCCAUCCCGUCACCGAUGCCGUGAUCACCGUCCCGGCAUACUUCAACGACUCUCAGAGGCAGGCCACCAAGGAUGCCGGCGCCAUUUGCGGCCUGAACGUCCUGAGGAUCAUUAACGAGCCGACGGCUGCGGCUCUCGCCUACGGCUUGGACUCGAAGACCAAAGGUGCCCACCACGUGCUUGUCUACGACAUGGGCGGGGGCACGUUUGACGUCUCGCUUCUAGAAAUAGAGGACGGCGUCUUCGAGGUCAAGGCCACAGCUGGGGACACCCACCUCGGCGGGGAGGACUUCAGCAACCGGCUCAUGGAGCACUGCAUCAAGGAGUUCGAGCGCAAGAACCGCGGCAAGGACGUGCGCAAGAACCAGCGGGCACUGCGGAGGCUGCAGGCAGAGUGCGAUGCGGCCAAGAGGACGCUCUCCUCGUCCACGCAGGCAACCAUCGAGGUGGACUCGCUGCUGGACGGCAUCGAUUUCUCCUGCUCGAUCUCCAGGGCCAAGUUCGAGGAGCUGAACCAGCAGCUCUUCAAGCGCUCUAUGGAGUCGGUGGAGAAGGUCCUCAGUGACGCCAAGGUGGACAGGAAAUCCAUUGAUGAGGUCGUGCUGAUCGGCGGAUCCACGCGGAUACCUUUCGUGCAGAAGCUCAUUGAGGACUACUUCGGCAAGGAGGCCUGCAGGUCCAUCAAUGCGGAUGAGGCCGUGGCCUACGGGGCGGCGGUGCAAGCAGCGGUGCUGUCGGGCUCCAAGGGCAAGGAUUCCGCGCUCAAGGACAUCGUGCUGCUGGACGUCACGCCUUUGUCUCUGGGCCUGGAGACCGCCGGGGGCGUCAUGACCAGGUUGAUCGAGCGCAACUCCACCAUCCCCACCAACAAGAAGCAGGUCUUCUCCACCUACUCGGACAACCAGCCGGCCGUCUCCAUCCAGGUCUAUGAGGGCGAGCGCUCCAUGACCAGGGACAAUCGGCUGCUGGGCUCCUUCAACCUGGAUGGCAUCCCACCGGCGCCUCGGGGGGUGCCUCAGAUCGAAGUCGCCUUCGACCUGGACUCCAACGGGAUUCUCAACGUCUCAGCGGCAGACAAGACCACGGGAAAGUCGAACAAGAUCACCAUCACAAACGAGAAGGGUCGCCUCUCCAAAGAUGAGAUUGAGAGGAUGGUGAAGGAGGCGGAGCAAUUUAGGCAGGAGGACGAGGCUUUGCGAAAGAACGUCGAGGCCAGGAAUGAGCUGGAGAGAUAUGCCUACUCCGUCAAAGGCUCUCUGGACAGGGAGGACUUGAAGGACAAGUUCAGCGAGGAGGACCGGUCCAAGGUGCAAGAGGCCGUGGACAGCGCCUUGAAGUGGUUCGAGGAGAACUCGCAGGCUGAUGCCGGGGAGCAUGAGGCGAAGCAGAAGGAGCUGGAGGGAGUCGUGAAUCCCAUCAUGGUGAGGAUCUAUGGAGAGAAGGGCGGCGAGGCGCAGGACGCCGAGGGCAGCUAGGUCCAGGACAAGAGGUGUGGAGUGAGCACGGGAGUAAUCUGCGAUGUGCAUCAAUGGCCCUCAGGAGCGAAUUUGUUUGGGUAUCCCAGGCUGAACUGCAGGAGCGAAAGACGUGCCAUGCG
This is a messenger RNA of Effrenium voratum, 2191 nucleotides long. Lineage: Eukaryota; Dinophyceae; Suessiales; Symbiodiniaceae. The record is from the annotation of a GenBank genome assembly.